AUCGCUAUGUUCGCCAUAAGAAACAACGGCCUUGUUCGAGCCGUCUAGGGUUCGAAACAGAGAGCCAUGGUGUGAAAAUGAACAAUACCGUGGGAAGGAAGUUACUCGGUUUAGCAGCCGCUGCUGCAAUAGCGGUUUCUUCUUCGAUCUGCUGCGAUUCUACAGCCCUCGCUGAGUCUAUUACCAUCGCUUUCCCUGUUUCACGCGCUCGUGAGGUGACUGCAGUACAGAGAACUCUUGUGGAAGCUUGGGGUUUGAUUAGGGAAACAUUCGUAGAUCCAACUUUUAAUCAUCAGGAUUGGGAUUCUAAGUUGCAGCAAACGAUGGUAUAGAUGUUUCCUUUAAGAUCAGCAGAUGCUGCUUAUGGAAAGAUCAAAGCUAUGCUCUCUACUCUUGGUGAUCCUUUUACUCGGAUCAUUAGUC
Brassica oleracea var. oleracea is the source of this 423-nucleotide messenger RNA. Its product is annotated as carboxyl-terminal-processing peptidase 3, chloroplastic-like. The record is from RefSeq and is a predicted model, not a curated record. NCBI's taxonomy places the organism in Eukaryota, Viridiplantae, Streptophyta, Magnoliopsida, Brassicales, Brassicaceae. Bases 78 to 332 code for a protein of 84 amino acids. The transcript is spliced from 3 exons.